Molecule: messenger RNA, 1948 nt
Organism: Apis mellifera (honey bee)
Lineage: Eukaryota; Metazoa; Arthropoda; Insecta; Hymenoptera; Apidae
Gene: ras
Product: inosine-5'-monophosphate dehydrogenase 1b
Exons: 2
Coding region: 192-1763 (523 amino acids)
Biological process (GO): GTP biosynthetic process
Cellular component (GO): cytoplasm
Molecular function (GO): IMP dehydrogenase activity
Source: RefSeq, a predicted model, not a curated record
CUGUGCGCACGUUGAUUUCGGUCAUUUUGCCUGGAGAUCUCCGGUUUGAUACGGAAAGCCCGCGAUUUUUAACAUCUGUGUUGAAAAAGCGUGUGUAUAACUUCGUUAUACGGUAGUUAUAUAUUAAUUAAAAUAUAACUAAUUUUUUACGGAGGCAUAAAAUAUAAACAAUCGUCGAUUGAAAAAAAACGAUGGCAGACUAUGUGAUCGGUGACACAAAACCGGCAGAUGUACCCCUACCGGACGAUGGACUUUCAGCAGGACAAUUAUUCACUACUGGUGAUGGUCUUACCUACAAUGACUUUAUUAUUUUACCGGGUUAUAUUGAUUUUACUGCCGACGAAGUUGAUUUAUUGUCGCCGUUGACAAAGAAAAUUAUGAUCAAAGCACCGCUGGUAUCAUCUCCUAUGGAUACAGUUACAGAAUCCGACAUGGCUAUAGCCAUGGCUCUAUGUGGAGGAAUUGGCAUAAUACAUCAUAAUUGUACACCCGAAUAUCAAGCCAACGAAGUGCAUAAGGUAAAAAAAUAUAAACAUGGUUUUAUCAGAGAUCCAGUAGUUUUAUCACCCAAUCAUACAGUCAAAGAUGUUCUAAAUGUAAAAGCUGAACAUGGUUUUUCUGGUAUUCCUAUUACAAAUACUGGAAAAGUUGGGGGUAAAUUAUUAGGCAUUGUAACAUCCAGAGAUAUUGAUUUUUUGGAAAGUACAACAAAUCAGCAAUACAUAAAAUUAGAAACAAUAAUGACAAAAUUAGAAAAUUUGAUUACUGCAACUGCUGGUGUAACAUUACAAGAAGCAAAUAUAAUUCUUGAAAAAUCUAAAAAAGGAAAACUUCCAAUUGUUAAUGAAAAAGGAGAAUUAGUAUCUUUAAUGGCAAGAACUGAUUUGAAAAAAAAUCGUAAUUACCCAAAUGCUAGUAAAGAUGAAAACAAACAAUUAUUAGUUGGUGCUGCUAUUGGUACACGCAAUGCUGAUAAGCAAAGAUUACAACUUCUUGCUGUAGCUGGUGUUGAUGUAAUCGUUUUGGAUUCUUCUCAAGGCAAUUCUAAAUAUCAGAUUGAUAUGAUUAAAUACAUUAAAUCAGAAUAUCCAGAAUUGCAAGUAAUUGCAGGAAAUGCUGUAACAACUAUGCAAGCUAAAAAUCUUAUAGAAGCUGGAGCUGAUGCUCUAAGAGUUGGGAUGGGUUGUGGAUCUAUUUGUAUUACCCAAGAAGUUAUGGCUGUGGGAAGACCUCAAGCAACUGCUGUAUAUAAAGUUGCAGAAUAUGCAAGAAAAUUUGGUGUACCUGUUAUAGCAGAUGGUGGUAUUCAAUCUAUUGGGCACAUUAUCAAAGGUUUAAGUUUAGGGGCUAGUACAGUUAUGAUGGGAUCUUUAUUGGCUGGUACUUCAGAGGCACCAGGUGAAUAUUUUUUUAGCGAUGGUGUCCGUCUAAAAAAAUAUAGAGGUAUGGGUUCCUUAGAAGCCAUGAAUAGAAAAGAUGCACAAGGAUCAGCAAUGGAUAGGUAUUUUCAUAAUGAGAUGGACAAAUUAAAAGUAGCUCAAGGUGUUAGUGGUUCAAUAGUUGAUAAAGGAAGUGUUUUAAAGUUUUUACCUUAUCUAUUAUGUGGUAUUAAACAUGGAUGUCAAGAUAUUGGAGCAAAAUCUCUCUCUACUUUAAGAUCUAUGAUGUAUAGUGGAGAAUUAAAAUUUGAAAGAAGAACACAUUCUGCUCAGCAAGAAGGAAAUGUUCAUAGUCUUUUUUCAUAUGAAAAGAGACUCUUUUAAAUAGAUAAAUAUUAAAUGAGCACCUUACAAAAAAAGAAAGAGUACCUGCAUUUAAUUGCAUAUAACUUUUUUAUGUCUUGGAUUAUGUGAAAUCACAUAUUUAAUUAUGGAUCAACAUGUACUUAUGCAAAAUUGUUUUAUGAAAAAAAUUGUAAUUGUUUUUAACAAUAGAUAAGUGAAAUUUA